AUGAUUGAUAGGAUCAGCGCUUUACCAGACGAACUUCUCUGCCACAUAAUGUCGUUUCUCCCAACGGAAAACGCCGUUGCCACGGCCGUUCUUUCAAAGAGAUGGAGGCAUCUCUGGCGCUCAGUUUCCGCUCUCGACUUCUCAACAAUCAGAAUGAAUCCAACCAACAAUGAUGACCACAGUUUCUUCUUCAGCGACAUCGUCUACUCGGUUCUUCUCUUUCGCAACGCUGCUACACCCAUCAAAAAAUUCAGCCCCGAGCUUGAUGAUGAUGAUGUAGCUGUCACUAAUCUUGACACAGCCAAUAUUCACAAAUGGGUCAAUUUUGUCACGCAAUGCAGAGUUGGAGGAAUUGAGCAUCUUCGUCUCCAUGUCAUUGAUUUCAUACAGUUGCCCAGAUUGCCUAUUAGCAUUUUCAGUUACAAGACGCUGGUUGUUCUCAAUUUGCAUGGGUUGUAUUUGAAUGGGUUGUAUUUGAAUGGUGUGUUUUCAACUGGACUUCCCUCACUCAAAAUCCUCCAUCUCAAAAAAGUUAAAUUCACAAGUGCUGUAGUACUCAAAGAGUUUCUAGCUGGAUGCCCAAUUCUUGAGAAUUUAAAAUCUGGUCGUAUACGGUUCACCGGUGAGUCCUCCUCUAAUUGUCGAAAGCUCACAAGCUUAUGCUUUCCCAACUUGAACAGAGCAGAUAUCGUUCACAGUCAGCUUCCACUGCAACCAUUUUAUAAUGUGACCUUCCUGCGCGCAGACGUAGAAAAGGGGUAUUAUAUCUUUCCUUCCUUUCACAAUUUGACCCACUUGGAGCUUGUUAUUGAACUGUAUGAUUCGCAUGUGCUUGGAGAAAUGCUCAAGCACUGCCCUAAGCUUCAAAGUCUUGUUCUUGAGAGAUCGGGGAAGGCUCAGAGACAUGACCUAGAAAAUUGGACAGAACCAGAAUUUGUUCCUGAAUGUCUUUUAUUUAACCUUAAAACUUGCAAUCUUCGAUAUUUUGAAGGCUUUAAAGUUGAGUUUAAGUUAGCAAGUGUUUAUUGCUUCUCAUACAAUACAGCAAAGGCUUCAUCUAAAAGCGUGGGAUACAGGGUGAGGUAUUCUGCAAAUAAGCCAAAUAAGCAUUCUGCAACCGAUUUGUUUAUGAUCAUCACAACAACAACUCUUGAAUCUGAAAAGGUUGUAAGUAAUCCUUCCUUGACCUCCAUUUUCUUUCCUUGCAUACCUUUCCCACUUUUUCUUACUCUAUGUGUGGUGUUGCACCUGUCUAUUUGCAAAAUAGUUGGAUUAGUUGAGACAACCGGGAGGAAUAUAAAGAUUGCAACAAAGAUGAAGCAGCUCAGCACCUAA
Molecule: messenger RNA, 1335 nt
Organism: Lotus japonicus
Lineage: Eukaryota; Viridiplantae; Streptophyta; Magnoliopsida; Fabales; Fabaceae
Product: FBD-associated F-box protein At5g56370-like
Exons: 4
Coding region: 1-1335 (444 amino acids)
Molecular function (GO): protein binding
Source: RefSeq, a predicted model, not a curated record